Molecule: messenger RNA, 1236 nt
Organism: Dictyostelium purpureum
Lineage: Eukaryota; Evosea; Eumycetozoa; Dictyosteliales; Dictyosteliaceae
Product: farnesyl-diphosphate farnesyltransferase
Exons: 2
Coding region: 1-1236 (411 amino acids)
Biological process (GO): lipid biosynthetic process; farnesyl diphosphate metabolic process
Cellular component (GO): endoplasmic reticulum membrane
Molecular function (GO): squalene synthase [NAD(P)H] activity
Source: RefSeq, a predicted model, not a curated record
AUGAAAUCCCUUGCUCAUCCAGAUGAAUUUUUUUCAUUAUUAAAGAUUGGUUAUACUGAAUCAUUCAAACCAAAAGAGCAACUCAAAGAUAAUUUAACAAAUAAAGAGUGGUGUUACGAAUUAUUAAAUAAAACUUCAAGAAGUUUUGCUUUUGUAAUUAAUGAAUUAGAAGUUAAUUUAAAAGAUGCCAUUUGUAUUUUUUAUUUAGUAUUAAGAGGUUUAGAUACAAUUGAAGAUGAUACAACAGUUGAAAUUAAAACUAAAUUACCAGUUAUGACACAAUUUUCAGAAGGUUUAUAUCAACCAGGAUUUAAAGUAUUUGGAUAUGGUAUGAAUAAUGAUGAAAAGAAUUUGGUUCAAAAUUUUGAUAAAGUAGUAGAUGUAUUUUUAAGUUUAGGUGACAGUUAUUGUACUAUUAUUCAUGAUAUCACACGUCGUAUGGCCAAUGGUAUGUCAGAAUUCCUUCAAAAACAAGUUGUUACAUUACCAGAAUGGGAUCUCUAUUGCCACUAUGUUGCUGGUUUAGUUGGUAUUGGUUUAAGUAGAAUUUUCCAUGCAUCAGGAUUAGAAAGUGAAUGGUUUGCCACUGCUGAUGAAGAAUCAAAUCAAAUGGGUUUAUUCUUACAAAAAACCAAUAUUAUCAGAGACUAUUUAGAAGAUAUUAAUGAAAAUAGAAUAUUUUGGCCACGUGAUGUUUGGAGUCGUUACACUUUAAAUUUAGAAAACUUUAAAGAUCCAAAAUACCAAAUCUCUGCUCUCCAUUGUCUCAAUGACCUCAUCACUAAUGCUCUUUCACAUGCUGUCGUCGCAUUAGAUUACAUGAGUCGUUUAAAGAAUGAUAAAGUUAUUAAUUUCUGUGCAAUUCCACAAGUUAUGGCUAUUGGUACCUUAAAUGCUUGCUACAACAAUUACAAUGUUUUCACUGGUGUAGUUAAAAUUCGUAAAGGUCAAAGAGCCCUUAUUGUCGAUGCCAUUCAAAAUAAAGGUAUCACUGGUACCUACGAACUCUUCUUUAAAUUCGCAAAUGAAAUGCAACAAAAAGUUCCACUUAAUGAUCCAUCAGCCAAUAAAACAAUUCAACAUCUCGAAUCAAUUCAAAAACUCUGCGUCGAAAAACUCGGUUAUAGACCAUCAGGUUUUAAUGAUUUCAUCUCUUACGAUUGGAUGGCUGUUGCUUCUUUAGCUGCUUCUUCUGCUUUUCUCAUUGCACGUCACGGAAACUUAUCUCGUUUGUAA